AUGGGUCGAGAAAAGUUGCGCACAAAAGGUGUUUACGCAUUGCUCCGGGAAUUUGAUAAGGCUUCAUCAGUUUCAUCACCGGUAUCACCGUCAUCACAACCGAAAGAACAGCAAAAUUCGGUGCUAGCACAAGCUGAUGCAGCGAUAAGCGGCCAGCAUUCCACACCGUCCAGGCCGGAGCAACGUCUGAGUAACAGUGCUCCUGUGAAAUGUGUUAGUGAAAAUGGUGGUUUUGUUUAUAUCGAUAGCCAGAAUUGUUCCACUUUACAUGCCCUAAUUGGAUUACUGAUACAGGACGGGGAUUGA
Molecule: messenger RNA, 306 nt
Organism: Gongylonema pulchrum
Lineage: Eukaryota; Metazoa; Nematoda; Chromadorea; Rhabditida; Gongylonematidae
Source: the annotation of a GenBank genome assembly